This is a messenger RNA of Ficedula albicollis (Collared flycatcher), 1481 nucleotides long. It is a transcript of the gene SLC7A6OS, whose product is annotated as solute carrier family 7 member 6 opposite strand. The coding region runs from base 1 to 960 and encodes 319 amino acids. Gene Ontology annotation, biological process: developmental process. The transcript has 5 exons. The record is from RefSeq and is a predicted model, not a curated record. Lineage: Eukaryota; Metazoa; Chordata; Aves; Passeriformes; Muscicapidae.
AUGGCGGGCGCGGCCGUGCUGCGCGUGCGGCGGAAGCGCGGCGGCCCCGAGCCGGCCGAGGCGCUGCUCCUGGCCUGCAAGCGGCGCCGGGCCGAGCCCGUGGAGAACAGCCUCUUCAAGCUGGUGACCACCGUGUCCUCCAAGAACGAACCGGUUCAGAAGUACGUUAAAGAUGCCAUCACACGAGACAAGGCAGCUCAAAGCCUGCGCCCCUCUUUGGGCAGCAGGCAGCGGAUCCUGCAGGAGCUGCGUGGUGCCAGGCAGGAGAGGAGGAAGGAGAGCCGGUACCGAGUGAUAGCCAGCCACAGGCCCGACUGCACCGACACCGCCGCGCCUGCCCCGCACGGCGAGGCUGCGCCCCGAGGGCACAGCUCUGAAACUCAGCUGGAUGCUUCAUCAGAGCAGAGUGGUGCUGCCAAUGAGAGUUCAGACCUCUGUGGGAAAUUCCAGCUGUUUGACAUUGUACAAGAAGAGACGGUGGGAGAUGCCGGUGUAACCACUGCAAAGCCACAGCAGAAGAAUGAUCCAGAUACAAUUCUCUGCAAUGCAGUAGAGAUGAUCCGUGAGCGUUUAAAUGUUUCUGAAGAUGGCAAAAAAGAACAUGGUGACAAAGAAGAUGAGUAUGUUUAUGACAUCUACUAUAAGGAAACACCAGCCCCUGAUUGGAUUGAAAAUAUCCUUUCUGUACAGCCCUAUAGAGAAGAAUAUGAAUGGGUAAAUGAUGAUCCUGGUCCAGAGGAAGUAUAUGAAGAUGAAGAUGAUGAAAAUGAUGAAAAUAACUGGCGUAAUGAUUAUCCUGAAGAAGAUGAAUUCUUACCUGAGGAAGAUGGAGAAAAAGACUCUGAAGAGAGCUCCAGUGAUGAGGACCAAUGUUACAGGAGAAGAACGUGGGACAAAUAUCGACAGGAGGUUUUGCGGGAAUUUGGAUAUGAUGAGACUGAAGAUUUGGGUUCCGACUAACAGCCUGGUUUUGGAGAUGAAAUGCAUACUGAAGGUGAACAUCUGCUGCUGUAGGAGAAUAUACUAUCUGAGCAGCCAACUUCAGCUGCUGGAUAUUAAACAGAUGGGUGUGACUACAGCCACUUCAGAACACAAUUUUUUUCCAAGCACAAGAUGCUCUAUGCUUUGAAAUAGAAUUUUCCACCCAUUGCGUAUGUUGAGGUUUUGAAGGGACCUUUUAUUUAUUUUUGUUUUCCCAAAGCUGCAUGCCCAGGAGUUUUUACCUGUAGGAAAUGUACAGAUAUGGAGGUACUGUUGGCAGCAGCCCUUCUAGUCAUGUCUAAAUAUGUCAGGUUUCACAAGAGAAUCGAUGUGUCUGCCCUGCUGGCAAGUGGAAGUCCUGGAAAAAGGCACCCUUAUCCUACUGCUUCCUACUUAAUUUGUUCUGAAGUGUCAAGUGACUUUCUUCACAAGUGUUGAGCAUAUGAAAUGCCUUGACCAGUCCAUUACUCUCCCCAGUAGUUUUACUGCUGGAGUUGAAC